GCUGUAGUUCAGUCUGUUGCUCAGUCAACAGCAAGACACCAUGGAGGCUACAGCUCUCUGCUUCAGACUGAUGGUGCUUGAACUCAUUCUGGUGGAGACACAAGCUCAGAAUCACACUCAAAGUGUUUCAGAUGCAGUUUUUCUUCGUAUCACUCCAGACAGACUGCAGCACUUUGAAUAUGAGUCUGUCUCUUUUCAUUGUGAGGGGACUGAUGGUUCCACUCAACUGAAAGGGAUCAGGAACACUGAGGAAUUUAAGCCAGUAUGUGACAUUAAGAGGACGCCAAUGGGGUCCUCCUGCACUAUUGAUAAGAGCUAUUCAGGAGACAGUGGAGAAUACUGGUGUGAGACUGAUGGAGGAGAGAGAAGCUACAGUGCCAACAUCACUGUCGCUGCUGGUCCUGUGAUCCUGGAGACUCCUGCUCUUCCUGUUUUGGUGGGACAAAAUGUGGUUCUGCGCUGCAGACACAAGACAACUUCCACCAACACCAAAGCUCAUUUCUACAAAGAUGACGUCCUCAUGGAGCGCAGUCCUGCUGAUGAGAUGCCAAUUAACAAUGUUUCCAAGUCUGAUGAAGGCGUCUACAAGUGCAUAAUCCCUGGUGUUGGAGCGUCACCAGGAAGCUGGCUGGCUGUGAGAGCAAAUACAAUUUCUAUCAUCUCUCCAUCCCCUCCUGAAGAGACCCUCCCCAAAGCCACUGCUGCCCCUAAAGUCCUCAUCCUGCUGUGGGUAGUUGUCACCAUUUUAACUCUGGGGCUGCUGGUGGUGGGAUUCCAUCAUAUUAGGAAACACAGAGUGUGCUUGCGUUUCUAUCCAUCAGUGGUGCUCUGCUUUUCCUCAAAGAUGGCAACAGCAGCAUCAAACUCCGGCAAAGACGAUGAAAUAGUCUCUGAAGACGAUGCUGCAGAUGACCCAAACAGUGUGACAUAUGCAGUCGUCGUCACAAAACAGAGAAAGGACAAAGACACAGAAGACGCUGAUAAUUUGAGUCUUUGCCUCAAGACAAACCGCAGCAGAAAACCACAAAGACAAAAAGAUGAAGAUGAGUCCUCACAUCAACCUGUUUACUCUGCUUUGACCAUAAGAGCGAAUCCACGAACCCACCGACCUGAAUCUGAAGCCAUGAAUCGCACAGCAGCCAAAGACUCAAGCUUAACAGAGCAGGAAGUUAUUUAUUCUCCUAUCAAAAAGUCUACAAAGAGCAGCGACACCUGACCGAGGAAGAGAAGAGAGACUCUGUUGUUUCAUUGUGCAGCUUUCUGUUGAACUUAUUUGUGUGUUUUUGAAGUCAG
Molecule: messenger RNA, 1293 nt
Organism: Micropterus dolomieu (smallmouth bass)
Lineage: Eukaryota; Metazoa; Chordata; Actinopteri; Centrarchiformes; Centrarchidae
Product: low affinity immunoglobulin gamma Fc region receptor II-b-like
Exons: 11
Coding region: 41-1216 (391 amino acids)
Biological process (GO): cell surface receptor signaling pathway
Molecular function (GO): transmembrane signaling receptor activity
Source: RefSeq, a predicted model, not a curated record